Molecule: messenger RNA, 2284 nt
Organism: Tyto alba (common barn owl)
Lineage: Eukaryota; Metazoa; Chordata; Aves; Strigiformes; Tytonidae
Gene: FAM110D
Product: family with sequence similarity 110 member D
Exons: 2
Coding region: 790-1827 (345 amino acids)
Source: RefSeq, a predicted model, not a curated record
CUGUUGUGGCUUCCUGCGAUUUACAGCCCUUCCCGGGGGGAAGAGGAGGCAGGAACCGGCCUGGCUCAGGGCUGGCUUUGACCCUUUCACCACCAGCAGAGAAGGUGCCAGAAGGAUCCUUCCUCCCUCCUCCUCCCUCGCUGGCCAGGGCAGGAUCCUGGGGAAGGGGAUCGUGGGGAGCUCCUGCUCCUGAGCUGCACCCGGCUUCUUGGGGUGGAUGUAGAAGGAGAAGCUGCUGGAGUGGAUGUGAUUUCCCUGUGCCAUUCCCGAUGCCCCGUGUGCUGGGGGGACAGAGGGACUCAGUCCUGCCUGGGAGGAGGCAGAGAUCUCUGCUGCGGAUCCCAAAAUCCCAGCCAGGCUCCUGUAAGGAGGUGGAGGGAGAAGAGCUGGCAGAGGUGAGCUGGAGCUGCAGGAGAAGGAGAGUUAAUGCUGGCUGGGCAGGGCCCCAGGGUGUGAAGGCUGCAGCCGGGGCAUGGGGGUCAUGCUGUCAAGGUGGGUUCCUGCUGACGGAGCUGGGCUGGCAGGGGUUAAUGGGGUGGCUCUUCCUCAACCUCUAUAUGAGGCUCCCGCUGGCUCUGGGCUCAGUUUGCUGCCGGCAGCCAGAGGAGCAGGAGCUGAGUGAGACCAGAGCAUCCCUGCAUCCCAUCCCUGCAUCCCUGUGUGGGCUGAGGGCCAAAUCCAGGAGCCAAGUGAAGCUUCGGGAGCCUCCCCAGCUGCAGCACCGGACCUCCCCCAGCCACUCAGGGGGGAGCAGAGCGACCAGGGGUGUCAUUUUGGGGCUGGGGGGUGAUGGUGCCCCUGGGCAACCCUCCUCUUGCCAUCUGCGCCUCCAGCAACCUGCGCCUCGUGGCCCCUGGCCGCGGUUCCCCCCUGGCCUGGCUGAACCGGGGUCCCGAGUGCCCGCGGGAGCCGGGGGACGGGGGGGGGCGGACGCCCAGCGCCGUGGAGCGGCUGGAGGCCGACAAGGCCAAAUACGUCAAAUCCCAGCAGGUCAUCAACAGCCGUCAGGAGCCGGCACUGCGGGGCUGCUCGCCCCGGCUCUCCCCCCGCGGACGGCGCCUCCUCGCCCGCCAGCAGUGUAAUGAGUUGUGUCAAGGCUCGGAGCUGAACCGGGAGGGUCCCAGGAAGCUGCCGUGCCCCCAGUCCCCUGUGUCACGCCGGACCGGCAGCAGGCGCCUGCUGAGACCCGACUCCCUCAUCAUCUACCGGCAGAAACGGGACUGCCCGGGUGGGGACAAGGAGAACACCAAGGGCUCCGGGCUGGUGCGACGCCUCUUUCAGGGACCCCUCAGAGACAAGCCCCCCAGCUCCCCCCCGGCCAGAGGGCUGGGCGAGGGGCCACCAACCCCACAGAGCCCUGAGACUCCCAUGGUGUGGGUGCCUGCGGAGAAGGAGGAGGCGAGGACGCCAGGUGCUGGCAGCGGCGGUGGCAGUGGUGGCAUCUUCCCUCUGCCUGGCAGCCCCAUGGCGCAGCCCCCCCGGCCCCCCAGCAAGCAGGCGCUGGCUCUGCGUGUCUCCUUGCCGCUCUCAGAGCAGGAACGGUUCUUCAACUACUGCGGGCUGGACCGGGCGCUGGUGGAGCUGCUGGGGCGGGAGCGGUUCGGGCCGGCGGGCUGGGAUAACGCCUCGGCUCGGCUCCCCGGCUCCUGCGAGUCGGAGCCUGGGCAGGCCUCGGGGGGCAGCGAGGGGGACGCAGGGCCGGGUGAGGAGGAGCCGGCUACCCGGCUGGGUUCCACCGUCUCAGUGGUGGAACGCAACGCCCGCGUCAUCAAGUGGCUCUACGGCUGCCAGAGAGCCUGGGCGGCCGCCAAGGAAUCCACUGUCUGAGCGGAGGCAGCUUGGCUGGGGACAGGGACCCUCCCCACUGGCUGGAUGUGGCCCCUCACCCUCGCUGGCUGUGGCCAGUGGGCCAGUGGCAUCCACGGUCCCCGUGCCAUGGGGCUGCCGGUGGCUGGGAGAGCCACCAGGUCUACCCCAGCCCCCAGGCUGAGCACGGUGGGGUCACCUGAGGGGGGGCUGGUGGGGAAGGGGCUCCCCUGGGUGAGUUUCUCCUUGGCCCCAGGGCUGCGCAGGCUGCUGUCCCCCUGCUGUGACCCACCUUCUCCAUCCUCCCUGUCUCCAGCCCAGGGCCACUCACAUCCUGCCCCAGCUGCAGGUUGGGGGGGGUGGGCAGAUCCCAAGCCCCCCGUCACGAGCAGCGUCCACCCCACUGCCCCCUCAUCUGCAGAAAAAGGGCUGCUAGGGCCAGAGCAGCACUCAAUAAACCUGUUUUUUUGUUUGUUUU